AUGGUCUCCUUGUUACCACCUGUUUUAUGUCAAGUUUUGUCAAUAAAUGCCUUUUGAAUAUUCUGUUGAAGCACUUUGGAAUUUUAUACAAUUUUCUCUGAUUUUUUUUGGCAAACAUGUCUGUUGUGGUUUUCGAAAAACCGCUGACUCGUAUUAGUCUAGCUGAUUGGUUCGCAAAUGUUUGGCAAAAUCAGCAGACCAACGAGACAAGAAGAAACGAUGCAUUCAAUUUAAGACAUGAAAUUAGACAAAUGAGAAAUGAGACGAAGGUGCGGACCGAUUGGGAUACGUACCAUAACAAUGUCAGAUUAGCAGAUAGAAUUACAGAGCUGGAUAGAUGGAGAGAUACAUUACAGAGUUGUUUGGACAAAGUAAAACAUGAGAUAAAAUUUCUGAAGCACGAAAAAUUCGAAACUGAAAGAGAAAUUGACGCAUUACCGGUGGGAAUAAUAGGGGAAUGUAUUUCUCUCCGAGAUGGACGACAUGGCAAAGAGUUAACCUACGAUGAGGGCGAUACCGAACUCAAAAGGGAAUUGUGUUUAGUGGAACACGUUAAAACCAUUUUAAAGGAGAGAUGUCAAAAUACUUGGGAAAAAUUAAACAGACUGGAAGAAGUAAAGUUUUAUUUAACAUUCGACCUGGAUGACAAAACUGAGGCCUACAAUAUUGAUAAAACGCAACUGACCAAAGAUAAAGAUCAUGCCACCGUUACUUUCAAAAUUGACCCGCUUAGAAUACCUAAAGGAUCUCUAUCUUAUGAAGCAUGGAUGGAACACACGAAAAACACCAAACAAAUGGCCGACAACGAACUGAGCGAUACGCUCAAAUUUCGAGAGGCUCUAUUCGUAUGCCGAAACAGAGCGAGAAACGACAUGCACUCUCAAAGAGAAUACGUCAAUUUCAUUCUCAGAAAACGCAUUUACGAAACUCAAAAAGCUAGAAACGAGAUGGAAUGGCAAUCGUUGAAGAUGAAAGAAGAAAUGGAGAAGAUAGAAAGAGAACUCAGAACUUUGAGAGAUUUUCUGCACACUAAUACUAAUGCUUUGAAAUUGGUAGAGACCAGAUUGGAGAACAGGUCAUACAGACCUGGUGCCGAACUCUGCAGAGACUACGCAGACAAAGGUCUUAAAGAAGAAGUUUUGCAGCUUAGACACACCCGCAAGCAAAUUCAAGAUAAGAUCAACUGUGCAAAAUCUACCUACAACGCCCUAGAAGAGCAGCAAGUAAUUAUCGCUAGAGAUAUCGCCGAUAAGGACCACGCCUUGAUGACUGACAUCAGAGUUUUGGACAUUAGAGUUAGAAUGAAAAAAGGAGACGCUGCAAACGAGACAGACAGGAAUAUCGAGCUUACUAAUAUGGAGAAAGAAAUUCCACCCACGUAAAGAAAACUGGAAAUUUGAGUAUAUUUUCGCAAAUUUUAAUUUUUUUUAUGGAAUUUGUAGUCCAGUUGCAAGCACGUACGUUAAUUGGCGCUAAAUUAAAUAAAUGUAUAACCAAGACGAAAAAAUUGCAAUCAGUAAUCAGACCAUUUUAAUUAGCGAAUAUGGAUUCACUUAAAAAAAUGUUUAAAAAUUUGCCCAGUAAAAUAUUUUAUUUUUGUUUUGAUGGAUUUUUACCAAUCAAUGGAUUGAUUUUUUCGAAAAU
Messenger RNA from Psylliodes chrysocephalus, 1644 nucleotides. Lineage: Eukaryota; Metazoa; Arthropoda; Insecta; Coleoptera; Chrysomelidae. The record is from the annotation of a GenBank genome assembly.